Molecule: messenger RNA, 429 nt
Organism: Trypanosoma cruzi
Lineage: Eukaryota; Euglenozoa; Kinetoplastea; Trypanosomatida; Trypanosomatidae
Product: trans-sialidase, putative
Exons: 1
Source: RefSeq, a predicted model, not a curated record
AUGAUCUCACGUGUUGCUGCAGUCAUGGCACCCAACAAACACAACCGUCGCCGCGUGACCGGAUCCAGCGGAAGGAGGAGGGAAGGGAGAGGGAGUGAGCCGCAGAGACCCAACAUGUCCCGGCAUGUGUUUACUUCCGCGGUGCUGCUCCUCGUCGUGAUGAUGUGCUGCGGCACCUGUGGAGCCGCGGCCGCUGGAGGGAAUAAUGGGAAGAGUGAUUUAAUAAAUAUUCAUAAGCUGCAGGGAGUCGAUCUAUUUGUGCCGCAGACGAUGCUGGUGCGGCCGAAAGGGGGGACUUCUCCAGAAAUGAAGUUGGAUUCCUUUGUUACACCCUCUCUCGUCAGUGCUGGUGGAGUAAUUGCGGCUUUUGCCGAAGGUCACGAAAACGUCCGAAAAGACAAUGACCAAUCAAUCAGGCACUUUUACUCU